AUGUGGCAACUCGAGGUGCUAUUAACCGGGAUGGUGACAAACGCUGACUCAACCAAGAUAGUGAGGAAAUCACAAUCGCUAACGCGAGCCAUGAUCCCAGAACGUUACAGAACGCCGACUAGCAAAUACGUUUCAGUAACCGCGGAGCUAAUGCACGAGCACUGGAAGAAGAUUUGGGUCAUCACGUUGUGGCUCGCAGUCAACGUUUGCCUCUUCAUAUGGAAAUACAAAGAGUUCACCACAAGCCCUCUUUACAACGUCACCGGACGCUGCGUUUGCGCCGCCAAAGGAACCGCAGAAAUGCUCAAAUUCAACAUGGCUUUGAUCUUGGUCCCCGUUUUGAGAAGAACCCUAACGUUCCUGAGAUCCUCUUUCUUGAGCCACUUGAUCCCUUUCGACGACAACAUCAACUUCCACAAGUUGAUAGCGGUUUGGAUCGCUGUCAUUUCCUUCCUCCACACGGCACUACACAUGCUAUGCAACUACCCUAGGCUAAGCUCUUGCCCUCAUGACUUGUUCUCCGCGUACGCGGCAAAACUCUUGGGGCCCAAGCAACCGACCUAUUUAGGUUUAAUGCUAACCCCGGUUUCGGUCACAGGAGUUCUGAUGAUCUUCUUCAUGGGGAUAGCAUUCACGCUCGCCAUGCAUUACUUCAGAAGGAACAUAGUGAAAUUGCCUAAGCCGUUUAACGUUCUUGCUGGGUUUAAUGCGUUUUGGUAUGCGCAUCAUUUGCUGGUUAUUGCCUAUGCUCUUCUCAUUAUCCAUGGUUACAUUCUUAUCAUCGAGAAGCCUUGGUACCAAAAGACGGUAAGUUAA
This is a messenger RNA of Microthlaspi erraticum, 816 nucleotides long. The record is from the annotation of a GenBank genome assembly. Lineage: Eukaryota; Viridiplantae; Streptophyta; Magnoliopsida; Brassicales; Brassicaceae.